Molecule: messenger RNA, 1261 nt
Organism: Danio rerio (zebrafish)
Lineage: Eukaryota; Metazoa; Chordata; Actinopteri; Cypriniformes; Danionidae
Gene: slc1a9
Product: solute carrier family 1 member 9
Biological process (GO): neutral amino acid transport; transmembrane transport
Cellular component (GO): membrane
Molecular function (GO): symporter activity
Source: RefSeq, marked provisional
UGUCCUGGUACUCUCCAGUUGGCAUUGCCUCCCUCAUCUGUGGUAAAAUAGCUGCCAUCGGUGAUCUGGAAGUGGUGGCGAGACAGCUGGGCAUGUACAUGGUCACAGUCAUCGUCGGACUCAUCAUUCAUGGCGGACUUAUCCUGCCAGUCAUAUUCUUCGCCGUGACUCGGAAAAAUCCCUUCAUGUUUUACUCUGGUAUCUUCCAGGCUUGGAUCACUGCUCUGGGAACGGCCAGCAGUGCUGGGACGUUGCCAGUGACAUUUCGUUGUCUGGAGGAGAAUCUGAAGAUUGAUAAGCGUGUGACUCGUUUUGUGUUGCCCAUUGGAGCCACCAUAAACAUGGAUGGCACUGCACUCUAUGAGGCCGUGGCAGCCAUUUUCAUCGCCCAGAUGAACGACAUUGCCUUAGAUGGAGGACAAAUCAUUACUGUUAGUAUGACAGCGACUUUAGCCAGUGUUGGAGCGGCCAGUAUUCCCAGUGCAGGUUUGGUCACCAUGCUGCUGAUCCUGACCGCUGUGGGCCUUCCAACUCAAGACAUAAGCCUUCUCGUCGCUGUCGACUGGCUCCUCGACAGAAUGCGCACCUCCAUUAACGUGGUUGGCGACUCUUUCGGGGCGGGCAUUGUGGACCACCUAUCACGGGCAGAGCUUGCCGUGAUUGACGGGGACAUCCCUCUAUCAGACGAGGAGUUUGUUCCACCUCCGCCACUCCUUACUGAAAUAGACCUCAUAGACCCUCUCAAACCGCCCGAACUGCCCCCUCGCUCCCCGCGACCCCCCAAGCUUAACCAUCAUGCCCCAUCUCUGACCCCUUCGCAGUCUCAGUCUCACUCCAUCCCGCAUUCGCCCCGUUCGGUCCGCUCUCCAUCCCCUCACUCCAUACGCUCGCCCUCCCCACGCUCCGUCUGCUCUCACUCCCCGAGGCCUUUCCGGACGCAUUCCCCUCGCCUUUUACGCAGGAUGGAGCCUGGAUACUGCGCCCUGCCCACUCACGACAACCAGAUUACCACACUUCCCAGAGGUUUUCGGGAGAGAGGCAGAGACAGGGAAAGAGACAGGGAAAGAGACAGAGAAAGAGACAGAGAAAGAGAGAGACUGAGGGAACGGGAACGAGAUAAAGGAAGCGAGACCGAAGAAGACGAGGAGAAGGAGAAGAUGGUGGACGAGGCGAGCGACGGAGAGGAAAGUGACGACACAGCGUACGACAGACGCCACACUAUCCCACCAUGUGAUCUGCCCUAAAGAGGAGCAGAUUGCGG